GAAUCGAAUCAAAUAUUCAUUAUAUUUGCUAUUAUCUUUACGAUAGUCCUUUUACGUGUACCAACAAUGUGGGCUAUGGAACUAACAACUAUCGAAGACUGCGAUCUUUUCGAAAGCAAAUUUUUAAGCCCAACUGAGUUCAGUCAAAACGAAGUAUUCAAAGCAUUCGAUAUUAUUGUUAAUUUUCUGCAUAUAAUAGCAUCAUUUCUCAUUUUGCUUGCACUUAAUAUAAUAAUAAUUCGAGAACAGCAACACAGCCAUCGUACAGCACGAACAGAAACCGCGUUAAUGAGUGCAUUGCUUGUUUUCAAGCAAAAUAAUGGUGAUCUCGGUCGAGAAAAAUUAGAAAGAUUUCGACUUCGAGCAGCAAUAAAUACUACAGUUGUUAUCAUAAGUGCUUAUUUAGCUUGUAAUAGCUUACACUUUUGUUUAUUCAUCAUCGAACAAUUCGAUCCAUCAUGGCUUUUAAAUGAAGCUGGCGAUGAUUUUAACUCGGUUUAUGUGAUGCUCGGCGAUUUUGUCAGCGUUCUGUUUGUCGUAUCAUCAAUGAUUCGAUUACCAAUUUAUUAUAAAUUCAAUUUGCAAAUUCGCGGACAAAUUGAUGCGAUAUUCGGAUUUAAAAAUGGUCGAAAGUAUUCAUCGAAUGAUUAA
This is a messenger RNA of Dracunculus medinensis (Guinea worm), 651 nucleotides long. Lineage: Eukaryota; Metazoa; Nematoda; Chromadorea; Rhabditida; Dracunculidae. The record is from the annotation of a GenBank genome assembly.